This is a messenger RNA of Charadrius vociferus (killdeer), 384 nucleotides long. It is a transcript of the gene AANAT, whose product is annotated as aralkylamine N-acetyltransferase. Gene Ontology annotation, molecular function: aralkylamine N-acetyltransferase activity. Bases 1 to 384 code for a protein of 127 amino acids. NCBI's taxonomy places the organism in Eukaryota, Metazoa, Chordata, Aves, Charadriiformes, Charadriidae. The record is from RefSeq and is a predicted model, not a curated record. The transcript has 3 exons. Gene Ontology annotation, cellular component: cytoplasm. Gene Ontology annotation, biological process: circadian rhythm; response to light stimulus; melatonin biosynthetic process.
AUGUCAACGCUCAGCGCUUUGCCUUUUCUGAAGCCCGUUCACCUGAGGUCCCCCCGAAGCUCGCCCGGGGGCCAGCGCCGCCACACGCUGCCCGCCAGCGAGUUUCGCUGCCUCAGCCCCGAGGAUGCUGUCAGCGUGUUCGAGAUCGAGCGGGAAGCCUUUAUAUCCGUCUCCGGGGACUGUCCCCUCCACCUUGACGAGAUCCGCCACUUUCUGAACCUGUGCCCGGAGCUCUCCCUCGGCUGGUUUGAGGAAGGGCGGCUUGUGGCGUUCAUCAUCGGCUCCCUCUGGGACCAGGACAGGCUCAGCCAGGGCUGGGGACAGAAAUCUCCAGCCUGGCUCCACUGGGACCACCGAACGCCCCCGCCGCAGUCUCCGCUUUAG